AUGAGUGAGAGCUUAAAAGUGCCGCAAAGCGCUUCCCCGGUGGCAAGAUGGGGAGCUGGUGAUAUUUCAGAGAGGGAGCUGUCGCGUGAAAGGCAUAACCUAUACGCUACACCCACACGGCGCAUUCAACGAGUACCCCGUAAGCACGUUUGCUCAGCGACUGUCAACAAGUUUACCGGAAAGAGUUCAGCACCGAGUCCUAACCUCGCACGCAUCAAAAGCUGCCUUGACGAGUAUGCUACGCCUAAGCGGGCUAAGAUUGGGCCUAAGGCUGCCUCUAUGGAGGACCUCACACCGAAUAGACCCAAGCGAGACAGAAAGGACAGGUUGUCGGUGGUCCGUUCACCAGGAUUGCAUAAUGCGAGUGAACAGCAAGCGGCGGCAAGAAUUGGCCGAUUCAUGUUGGCUACCGCCUGGAGACGACGACGCGAAGAGGUUCGAUGUCUCAAGAAGACCUUGGAAUUUCAGGUGUGCUGUUCUGAACGCCUUCGUACUCAAGUCUGGGCUUUGAAGAGUUUGUUAGAUUCGGACAAUGUAAAGGUGCGCCUUGCAAUGCGUGAACUCGAUCGGUUGAAGCAGCUGCUAAAGGAGAAAGAAAUUGAAAAGGCUUUAUUGGCGAAGGAGAAAAUCGAGUUAGAACAAGAUGUGUGCGCAGCGGAAGAUCGAAUGUCGGAAAUAAGCAUUGGGUGGAGAAACACUCGCAACGAAUUAGAGUGCGCAAGAGCCGCUCGCGGUUCAGCCGAACAAUCGUUGGCGUUAGAGCGAGCCGCUGUAAUGGAUGCACAAGCGCAACGGGACCAUGCCUAUAGACGUAUAUCAGCCCUGGAGGAGGACCUUACACAACAUGAAUGUAUGCUCGCAACCUCCGAACAAGAAGCGAAAGCUCUUCGUCGAGAUGUGGAGGAAAGACAGAGACUUCUAGAUGAUACUUGCAAGCAGUUGAAGCUCGAAAUGCAGGCUCGCAAACGGAUAUCAGCUGAAUGCCGAGCCCUGAGCGAACAGAUGCUAGCCACGGCAGCUGAAAGUGCGGUGCUUGGAGACGAAUUGAGUGAAGUUCGCGCGCGUCUUACUCGCCUUGAACUUGAGCUUGCGACCACUCGUGAGCAGCUUAACUGGUGGCCGCGACCUCUUACGCGUAUGUUAGGAAUGGCUCGGUGUUGGCUUCGACAGCCAAUGUCGGUCCCUGAAGCUGUGAUGUGGUCAUUAGUACCUGCAAGGCAUGGCUGUUAA
This is a messenger RNA of Pieris macdunnoughi, 1230 nucleotides long. NCBI's taxonomy places the organism in Eukaryota, Metazoa, Arthropoda, Insecta, Lepidoptera, Pieridae. The record is from the annotation of a GenBank genome assembly.